Molecule: messenger RNA, 2260 nt
Organism: Stegastes partitus (bicolor damselfish)
Lineage: Eukaryota; Metazoa; Chordata; Actinopteri; Pomacentridae
Gene: recql
Product: RecQ helicase-like
Exons: 16
Coding region: 270-2216 (648 amino acids)
Biological process (GO): DNA replication; double-strand break repair via homologous recombination
Cellular component (GO): cytoplasm; chromosome
Molecular function (GO): 3'-5' DNA helicase activity; four-way junction helicase activity; ATP binding
Source: RefSeq, a predicted model, not a curated record
AGACGUCACAGCGCUAAAGUUGUGUCCAGGUAGCGAAGCUUAGCUACUUUCACUAGUGAGGGAGGCAGAGGAACGAAAGUGAAAGGCUGCUUCAGCAUCGUGCUUCAACGCCCUGAUUUGGUUUGAAUAAACAUUAAGAAGCUGAGAGCUAGCUAGCGACGACCUUUCUGCUCCCACUGGGAUGAACCAGCUGCGACACUACAGCUCAGGGAAUAAUAUCAACAGCUGUGACAGUUUGAAGUUCUGUCCGAUCGAAUCCGUCUGAGAGCAUGGAUGGUGGAACUGCAGAUGUCCAGGCAGAGUUGGACUCUGUUGAGGCUGAGCUGGAGGUGGUGGAACUGCAGAUUGCAGAGCUCCUGCAGAAGCAGACUGAGCUGACAUCUCGGAAAAAUGCACUGCUGCAGCAUCUGGAGGAGGCCUGUGAUGCUGCACAGCCGUCAUCCUCUUCGUCCUCGUCUUCGUCAAAGUCGUCUGGAGCUGAUGUAGUAAUGAGCAAGCAAGAGCUGCAGCGCUAUGAUGGCACAGAUUUUGCAUGGUCCAGAGAGGUUGAGCAGCACCUGAAGGACUCGUUCCAUCUCUCCAAGUUCCGACCGCUGCAGCUGAGAGCUAUCAACCUGAGCCUGACAGGCCGGGAUCUGUUCCUGGUGAUGCCUACAGGAAGAGGAAAGAGUCUCUGUUACCAGCUGCCUGCAGUCUGCUCCAAGGGGUUUACGCUGGUCGUCACUCCCCUGGUGUCCCUGAUGGAAGAUCAGAUCAUGUACCUGAAGUCCAUUGAGGUGUCGGCUGUCAUGCUGAAUGCAUCCAGUAGCAAGGAGCACGCAAAGACAGUCAUGGCUGGAAUGAUUGAUCCAAAGACCCCUUUCAAGCUGCUUUACGUGACUCCAGAGAAGAUUGCCAAGAGCAAGCUGCUAAUGUCUCGUCUGGAGAAAGCCUACAAUGCAAACCUGCUCAGUCGCAUCGCUGUGGACGAGGUGCACUGCUGCAGCCAGUGGGGUCAUGACUUCAGGCCAGAUUAUAAGCUGCUGGGCAUCCUCAAGAGGCAGUUCUCCAAAGUCCCUCUGCUCGGCCUCACAGCCACAGCAACCAGCAGCGUCCUCAAGGACUGCGAGAAGAUCCUGUGUGUGUCAAAGCCAGUCACACUGACUGCCUCCUUCAAUCGAACUAAUCUGUACUAUGAGGUUCGUAUUAAAGAUUCUGACAACGAUGCAUCAAUAAGCGACAUUACUUCUCUGAUCAAGAGCAGAUACAAGGACCAGUCAGGGAUCGUGUAUGUGUUCUCUCAGAAGGAUGCAGAAUCAGUGGCAGCUGAACUCCAGAAGCGAGACAUCCAGGCGUACCCCUACCACGCUAACAUGGACCCUGAUGACAAGUCCCGAGUUCACCGCAAAUGGACCUCCAACAAAAUCCAGGUGGUGGUAGCCACAGUGGCAUUUGGCAUGGGCAUCGACAAGCCUGAUGUCCGGUUUGUUAUCCACCACACCAUCAGCAAGUCCAUCGAGAACUACUACCAAGAGAGUGGACGUGCAGGUCGAGACGAUCGUCCAGCAGACUGCAUCGUCUAUUUUGGCUUCGCUGAUGUCUUCAGGAUCAGCACCAUGGUGGUAAUGGAGAAUGUUGGUCAACAGAAGCUGCUGCAGAUGGUCGACUACUGCCAGAACGUUGACAGGUGUCGACGCUCCCUCAUGGCUGUUCACUUUGACGAGGUGUGGGACGAUGAAGGAUGCAACCAGAUGUGCGAUGCAUGCCGCCAUUCAAAAGGUGUGGAUUACACCAACGUGGACAUUACAGAGUACGCCAGGCAAGUGGUGCAGAUCGUGGAGCUGGCAACAUCCAUGGAUGAGAAGCUGACCCCCCUGAAGCUGGUGGAGGCGUGGAUGGGGAAAGGCCCAGCCAAGCGCCGCAAGAUGAUCCAAACCACUACGCUGCCUCGGCACCAGGCUGAAACCGUGAUUGUUCGCUUGCUGCUGCAGGGAUACCUCAGAGAGGACUUUAGCUUCACUCCGUACACCACCUACUUCUACGUGAAGCUGGGCCGCAAAGCGCCUCUGCUGAAGAGCCAGACUCUCACAGUGAGCAUGAAGAUGAGGACGGCAGGGACUGGAGCUGCUGUGGUAAAAGCUGCGAGUGGCCAGGGCAAAUCCAAAGAGGGAAAGAGAUCAGUUCAAAGCGCUGGAGACGCCCCUGUGUCCAAGAAAGUCAAGAAAGACCUCCCCUAGCCCCCCUGUCACCCCACCCAGAAGACAAGUUGGCAAAGACACAU